Molecule: messenger RNA, 960 nt
Organism: Callorhinus ursinus (northern fur seal)
Lineage: Eukaryota; Metazoa; Chordata; Mammalia; Carnivora; Otariidae
Product: olfactory receptor 52N1-like
Biological process (GO): G protein-coupled receptor signaling pathway
Cellular component (GO): plasma membrane
Molecular function (GO): olfactory receptor activity; G protein-coupled receptor activity
Source: RefSeq, a predicted model, not a curated record
AUGUCGUUCCUAAAUGGCACCAGCCUAACUCCAGCUUCAUUCAUCUUAAAUGGCAUCCCUGGGCUGGAAGAAGUGCAUUUGUGGAUCUCCUUCCCCCUGUGCACCAUGUACAGCAUUGCCAUCACAGGGAACUUUGGCCUUACGUACCAUUACUCUGAAGAAGCCUUACACAGACCUAUGUACAUCCUCGUAGCCCUUCUUUCCUUCACAGAUGUGCUCAUGUGCACCAGCACUCUUCCCAAUACCCUCUGCAUAUUGUGGUUCAACCUCAAGGAGAUUGACUUUAAGGCCUGCCUGGCCCAGAUGUUCUUUGUGCACUCUUUCACAGGGAUGGAAUCUGGGGUGCUCAUGCUCAUGGCCCUGGACCGCUAUGUGGCCAUCUGCUACCCCCUGCACUAUGCUACUAUCCUCACUGAUGCGGUCAUUGCCAAGGCUGGACUCCUCACUUUUCUUAGAGGUGUAGUACUUGUUAUCCCUUUCGCUUUCCUCACCAAGCGCCUGCCAUACUGCAGGGGCAAUGUUAUACCUCACACCUACUGUGACCCCAUGUCUGUGGCCAAGAUAUCUUGUGGCAAUGUUAGGAUCAAUGCCGUCUAUGGUUUAAUGGUUGCCCUCCUGAUUGGGGGCUUUGAUAUCUUGUGCAUCACAAUCUCCUACACCGUGAUCCUUCGAGCAGUUGUGAGUCUCUCAUCAGCAGAUGCUCAGCAGAAGGCCUUCAGCACAUGCACUGCCCACAUCUGUGCCAUUGUCAUCACCUAUGUCCCAGCCUUCUUCACCUUCUUUACUCACCGGUUUGGGGGACACACUAUUCCUCCACACAUACACAUUAUUAUGGCUAAUCUGUAUCUACUUAUGCCUCCCACAAUGAACCCUAUUGUGUAUGGGGUGAAAACCAAGCAGAUACGAGAAAAUGUCAUUAGAUUCUUGCUUAAGGGAAAAGACAAUUCUCAUAACAUUUAA